Messenger RNA from Phyllotreta striolata, 11251 nucleotides. The record is from the annotation of a GenBank genome assembly. NCBI's taxonomy places the organism in Eukaryota, Metazoa, Arthropoda, Insecta, Coleoptera, Chrysomelidae.
AGACACUCAGUCGACGGGUCAUUCGAAUCCGCACUCGCGAAAAUCUCCCGGAAAAUGAAACGUACGGAAUCGCAUUCGCUUAUUCCAAAUAUCGGUUAAAAAUCGCGAAGUUAGUUUUCAAUUCGCAAAGAUGUUAGAAGGAACAGUCGCAAGGUUACUCAACCAACUCCUCGGCAAGUACGUCGUCGAUUUGGACACGGAGAAUCUCAACGUGGGCAUUUUCUCCGGGCAAGUCCAGCUCACCGAUUUAAAACUAAAACCCGAAGCUUUGUACGAACUCAACCUUCCUAUAGAAGUUCGAGCCGGCACUAUCGGUAAAAUCUGGCUGAAAAUCCCUUGGGCCGCCCUGUACAACCAGCCCAUCACCAUCAACAUAGAAGACAUCCACGUAGUAGCCGUGCCGAUCGUCAGAAACUCCAAGUACGACCCGGAGAGGAACAAGAAACUCGUCAGGGCCGCCAAGAAGAAAAUCCUAGCGGAUCUGAAGGACGGAGACAUCCUAGGCGGGCCCGCUUCGUUCUCAGAACGCCUCAUCAGCAACGUCCUGAGCUUCUUCCAAUUGAACAUCACCAACGUCCACAUCAGAUACGAGGACGAUCGCAGUUUGACCGGCCCCAUCGCCGCAGGACUCUGCGUGGGCUCCAUCACAGCCGAAUCUACCAACAGCAAAUGGAGGCCUAUGAAAUACGAUCGAAACGCGGAAACCUGUUACUACAUAUUGAAAUUGGAAGCUUUUUCUGUUUAUUGGAAUGAUAAAGCCACUUUGAAAACAUGGGAUCUGCCGAGCGAGUAUUACCAAUGGAGGAAUACUAUGGCGGCAAGUCUUCAAAAUUACUCCAUAAACGAUCAAGAUUUUAAUUUUGUGGUCAAUCCGAUGUCGUCGAAAAUCAAAAUGGUGCUAGAAAAAUCGCACAACAGCGACCGAGUCUCCAAAAUCCACACGGAAGUGGUCAUGCAGGACUGCAACGUGCAGCUGUCCAAGAACCAGUACGACUCCGUGCUGGCCACCGUCGAUUCCAUGGAGAGGAUGCUGAUCAGCUGGCAGUACCUCCAGCACCGGCCGGCCCAGAAGAUCGCCGAGAACCAGAAAAUCUGGUGGCGCUACGCCAGCUACGCCUCGCUGGAGCAGCGCGUCAAGCCGUACACCUGGAGCAGGAUCAGGAGGGUGAGGCAGCACUACAAGGAGUACCUGGAGACCUACAAGCAGAUCCUGCUGAAUCCCAACGAUACCGAACUGAAGCUGGAUUUGCAGAAGUUCGAGGAUAAUUUGUCGAUUUUGAAUAUCGUUUUGGCCAGGCAACAAGCGCGAUUGACUGUAAAAGAGCGGAGCAUCAGCGAAAAGAGCUUCUGGUCGAUGUUACCAUCGCCUGAAAGGACCCUCUUGUGCGAUAAAAUCGGUUAUUCCGAUAACAAAGAAGGAGAGCACACGUGCAAUUUCCGCUUGGGGAUUCUGAGCGUGACUCUAACGAGCGAUAGCCGGGAAAUAUUCGUGCUGACGAUGACCCAAACUGUGCUGAAUUUGAAGCCGAAUUUCGGCGACGGGACCUACAGGGCGUCGUUGAAAAUCGAGGGUUUGAUAGUGGAAGGGGCGACCAACGAGGAUCACUUGAUACCCAUCGUGUCGUCGGAGCAUUUGAGCGACAGUCCGGCUUAUUUCCUCAAAAUCGACUUGGAGAAACUCUCCGCGAUCGGCGCGUGCAAGUUCAAAUUGAACGUGGUUAUGGAUUCGGUCGAGUGCAUUUAUAAUAAACCGUCUAUCGAGGAACUGGAGACUUUUCUGACGACUGAAAAAAAUCCUGCAGUCAGCUUAUUUAACAAUAUGCUCGACAAACCAGGGAAAAUUACUAAGCUGAUUAAAGAGAAGUUAUUGGAAGGGUGGGAAAUUAAUGCGAAUGUUAAAAUACCCUAUAUAGUUAUUCCCGAAGUUAGUUCUUAUUUAAAAGCCGAGUACUUGCUAGUCCUGGACUUCGGAAGAUACUCCUUACGCACUGAAUUGUGCCCAAACAGGCAUGCGGCCGACAAUGCCACGCAGAUGGAACUGGAGGAACAAUCGUAUACGAAGCUGAACGUGAAAUGCACGGAUUUCCAAAUAUUGUUCUGCGACAACAGCGACAACUGGAAGGACGCGAGACGGGAGAAUUGCAGCGAGAUGCACGUCGUUCCCAAAACUUGCUUCACGUCGAUUUGCGCCAUCUCCGCCGUCGAUUUGAAAUCCAUACCAAGUUACAAAUUCAACAUCGCCUUCCAAAGCCUGAAAUUAAACAUAUCUGAGAGAAAAACGCUGCUGCUGUUGAAGUACUUCAACAUAGACCAAAUAAAAAUCAACAUAACUCGGGACAACAAGGGAGCCAAGGCGUUCGUGAAGGAUAAAAUUACAGGGUGUAUUAGUAGUAAGCGACUGAGGAUAAUCCAAAAUAAAAUUAGAAUUCUAAGUUCUUAUACGAAAUACAGGAGAUAUAAAGUUGACGAUUACAGAACUGAGAUAAUACAGAGAAAUAAAAGCAUAUCGAGACAUUGCUAUGGGGAUAUGAAUGAAGCUUGGGCAAGAUGCGUCGAUUUACCUGGACUAGAAGACAAUGUAUCACCUAAUAAUAACGUGAAUGUACUGUAUGGGUUCUUUAUUAAUGAGUUUUCCAUAACAUUCUCCCGGUCCAGCGACAGCACCGACAGGCAGUACCUGUUGCUGAGAUUGAGCGUUCUAACAAUGGACGUGGCUUUGAUGACUUACGGGCCGGCGUACCAGCUCAGCCUAAACUCCAUUCUAUUAACAGAUAAAUUGCACGUCGCUCCCAACGGGCAGUACUUGGACUUGGCGUUUAGCCCUGUUGGUAACAACCAGAACGUGCUGACGGUGUUGUUCAGAAAAGUGGGAGCUAGUUGUCCGGAUUUCUGGUCGCAUUUCCACGGCGUCGAGACGUCUUUGGUGGCGAAUUUGGGUACGGUGAAUUUGGUACUACACCAGGAAGCCGUCCGGACUAUCUUACAAUAUUCUAAAUACAUCAGCAAUAAAAUAAAAUCUCAAACGUCGCCGUUUUUGAAGAACGUGCUGCUGAAGACGGUCGAUAAGAUCCGAAACGUUCUGCACGGGAAAACCGAAACUCCGGUGCCUCCUGGUUCUAUAAAAUUCUCGCACUCUGCGCGACUGGGCGAUUUGGUGGUGACCGUUUGCGAUUCAGAUUUCGAUAUAGUUAAAAUGGAAUUGUCAGGGUUAGAGGUGGAUUUUCUUUUCAGGACGAACGAGAGGUUUAUUUUCAGAUCGUUUCUGAGCAAUGUUACCGUAGAACAUUUGUCUGAUGGUACCCUGCAUUCGAAGGUCCUGUAUACUGAUGAAGAUAAAGUGUUCGACGUGAAGUACGUGAGAAAUUCGACGAAUUUAAAUUAUAACAACGACAUUUCGCCUAACACUGAUGAAACGUUCAUCGACGGGAGCUUCAAAUUUCAACUGGGUAGAAUUCAUUGCACGUUUUUGUAUAAAUUAAUCGUCCAAUUGCAACGAUUCUUCGCGAAUUUGGAAAUUCUCCCGUUGAUCGAGAAGGUCGUAGUAAAAUUCAACAACGCCCUCGUCGACGUUACCAAAACGCUAAAGAACAACACCAGAAUUAAUUUUUCCAUCAACGUCAGCGGCCCGGUUAUUUUAUUCCCGCAGAAAUCUUCAUCUCCAAAUGUUUUAGUAAUAGAUACAGGCCAACUUAAGGUUGAGAAUUUCUUCAAAGAUUACCACCAAGAAGUCACCGAAAAUAUACUGGUCAAAUUAAACGAUGCCACAGCUUCGAGGGGAGUCAUGACUUUGACUGCUAUGUUGGAGAUGCAGGAAACUUUAAUUGAACCGUUGAGUUUAAAUAUGGACAUCAAGAGAUUCACGAACAUGAAAUCAUCUCAAACUACAUGGGAUAUUGAUAGCAUCAUCGACGGUAUUCAAAUAACUUUGGGCCAACGCGAUUUAAUCGUCAUAAUGUCGAUUUACACCGAUAACAUCGGAGAAGGGAAACUUUUGGACAUUUUCCCGGCACAAAUUAAAUCUCCUACAGACUAUUUAUGUACCGAUGAAACGGUGCGGAAUUUGGAAGCCUUCUUCUGCGAGCCGAAGCAGAAAAUCGUCGUGGCCAAAUGCACCGUGGAAGAGAUCAAAGUGACGCUGUUUUUCGACUCGGGCGAAUUGCUGAGCUCGCCUGUGAGGGACCUAAAUCACGGCCUGUGCAAGCUGGAGAUCAACGACAUCGACGUCUCCGUGCUGAUCUACAACGACAAGAGCCUGGAUGGGAAGUUGUCGGUGGACGCGAUGCGUAUCGAGGAAAUCGGACCUGAAGCGCACGCUUUGGAUAAAAUCAUAUUACAAUCGCCUGCGGACGACGCCAAAAACAACAACUGCCAAGUAGUAACAGUGAACAAACCGCCAAUCGUCGACAUCAACUUCCAUUGCAACAAAACUGGAGAUAAAUCGGUCGAUGUGAUCAUUGGCAAACUGUGCUUGAAUUUGUCGGUACCAUUCUCCGAGAAAUUGGCUCUGUUUAUUAUCGAAUGCCACCCGAAGGACGCCGUCGACGACGGUAUAGUAAAUCCCUGUUACGAAGCGGAGACGUUCCACACGGUUUCGGAAAGACCGUCGCCCACGAGCCUCACUUUAUCAGUAAGAGUGAACAAACCCGAGAUCGUUUUCCUGGUGGAAACCGCUUCGAACAAGAAGAGAUACUUCGUAACGAAAAGCGAAAUUCUGGUGGAUUAUUCGAGACACGCCAACAGAUUAAACAUCAUAAUGUCUUUAUCGGGCUUGCACAGUUUGUUUUACGAUUUGAACGAAUACUCCGAGGAGCCGUACGUCAUCCUCCGCCAGUGCGACGUGGAAUUGUGCAAAUCAUUCUCCUCAGAAGUAGGAGAGAAGAUCACCCUAGCCGUAUCCUCGAUCUAUCUAAACCUCUGCAGCGAAGUAGUGCACUCCUUCAACGACGUUCUCAACGACGUGGUGGAGCAUUUCCGCGUACCGGACGUCCCCCACGUCCCCAACACGGUCACCACCGAGAUAGAAAACCUCUGGGAACCCAAGAAACUCCCCGAUUCCGCUCAAUCCCGCUCGAACUUCGACGACGCCAGAACCGAUGAGGCCGUCUUCGUGCACGAAAUCCUGCUCGUGCCCAAGUUCGACGUGGUCGUCGUCUUCGAGCUGGAGCGCAUCAAGGUCUUCCUCGUCAAGUCCACCGUCGAGCUGACCCUCUACGACUGGUCGUCGAUGUUGAACUGCACGUGCGAGCUCACCCUGCAGGCGAACUACUUCAACGAGAGCGUGCAGAGCUGGGAGCCCUUCGUGGAGCCCGUCGUCGUCGACGAGAGGGAGUACAAGCCCUGGGAAGUGGUGGUGAAGGUGUUCCGGGACGGAGCGGCGCCGGCGCUCGACGGCGCCGGUCGCAAGAUAGACGCCGACGCGGCCAAAAAGAGAGGUAAAAACGCUUCUGUUACCACCACAGAGGAUGAGGAUUCCGGGGAGGAUAUGAUGUACCUGGAGCCCUCGAAUCAUUCGUACAAUGGAAAUGAUAGAAGGGUGAAAACCAGUUUGUCGACUUUUCUGGACGAUUCGGACUCGGAAAAUGAAGACGGUGCUAUGGAAAGACUAGCGGCGGCUAUUUCAGAUUUAUUCACAGGCGAUUGGAACGAGUACGAGGAGAGCGACUGCGACCGCUCCAGCGACGAAGAAGACGACCUCGACGAGUUGCAGAAGCCGAAGCAGCGCAGCGACGUCGCCUGCGACAAGGCCUACUACGUCCUGCUCGACGCCAAGGAGACGUUCAACGUGACGGUGACGCCGACGCUGAUCCACGUCUUGAACGAGCUGGUCGCGCAGUAUUCGAGCAAGAUCAUAUCGGUGACGAGCGAUCGCAAGUCGAUAGCCGUCUCGAACGACGUCGGGCCGCGAUCGGCCGUCGAAUUGUACGAGAAAAUCAGCGGCGAGGAGAACAAAUUGCUGUGCAUCAAGAAAUUCGAAAACGACGAUUCCGCUCCGGGUAGCCCGUGCAAAUAUAAUUCAUACGUGCCGGAAUAUUCGGACGGAAACUACGAUGAUAAAGAUAGCUUUACCGAUGAGAAUAGAGAAUUCGAUUCGGCCUACGAUUUCGAAUCGCUCGCAAGUCUGCAGUUUCCCGACGAAACGACGCCGCAGCUGUACGAGAGGAUCAACAAGAAUUUCAUGAAGAUUAUCGUCCCGAAUUUCCAGACGGUUCAAACAAACUGUUCGAAGAAAAACUGGGAGAAAUUGAUACGGCUUAAUUCGGUAGAUUCCAAUCAGGUCUAUCACUUGGCGGCCAAGCACGUCAUCGGGAAAUUCGGGCGGAAAAUCGUCGUCAGCUCUCCCUUACAAAUAAAGAAUGAGACUUGCUACGCCUUGAGCCUGCUUUAUCAACCCUCCAUAUUGCAACAACUGAAUCAAGAACCACUGGGCGAUAUAACGAAUCCUUUCGAAACGACCAUGCGCAUUACCGUCGUGGAACCUCAAGAAGAAUACAACGUGCCCCUUCAUAUAGCAUAUCACUGCAAACUGUUCAUACAACCGGCGCAAGAAGAAGGUCGUUACGUUUCCGAUUCGGGCAUAUGGUGGAAAGACAUGGCGACUGAAAUGGACAGCACCCACCUGGUUGUAUGCACCCCGAAACCCGACACAGACGCGGAGAUUUUCUGCAUGCUGGCCAUGCUGAAGCGCAACGUCGAGGGCGGAAACAUCCACCACCUCAACACCCCCAAUUACGUUGUACGUCUCCUGCCGCCGUUGGUAAUAUCCAAUUUCCUGCCGCACUGCUUGGAGGUGUCCAGCGCUUCGCUGAAGCGGGCUAUCAAAAUAGAGCCGGGCGAGAAGUGCGAUGUAUACUCGCUGGAUUCGACGGAGGACCAGAAACUGACGAUUAAAUUGAGGGAGGAUUCGUCCACGUGGACGGGCUGCUUGAAUUUCACGCGGCAUUUGGACGAGAAGAUCAUUUCGCUCAGCGCCGAUAGCAAGGAGGUCGGAAAUUUGGCUGUUAACGUGAAAAUCGACAGGGAGACUGGUUGUAAUUUGUUCUUCUACGCUCCGUAUUGGAUCGUCAACAAAACCGGCCUACCCUUACAGAUUAAGGCUUCAGUCUCCAACACGUUGUACAAUUGCCUCAGCGAGGAUAUACUGCUCUUCACGUACAAACGACACGGAAAACAAACCCUAAAUGUAAAGGUGUACGAUUCCAAUUGGUCUAACGAGUUUGGUUUGGAAUGCGUGGGUACAACUGGACUAAUAGUAUGCAAAGAUGUGGAAAGAAAAAAGAAGUACAUGUUCUUUUUGAACUCCAGAUUGUCCACCGUAUGUCCUAGAUUGACCAAAAUAGUGACCAUUUUACCUGGGUUUUUGAUCACCAACAACACCGACAAGGCUUUAAGGUUUAUGGAGAAGAACGAAAAAACCGAUUUAUGGAUCGAUUUGCAACCGUUCCAAACUGUAAUAUUUUGGCCUGAAACUUCCUCCAUGGAAAUGUACGUCAAGCGCAGAGAUGGCAAAGCAGCGUCGCAUUCAUUCUUUAUUUCCACCCACCACAGAACAGUAUUAAGAGUGGACAAAGGGAGCGCCAUUACAGUGGAACUAACAGGCGGCGUCAACGACUCCUUCAAGAUCACCUUUAACGAGUACAAACCGGGCGACGCGCCCGUUUUGAUCAAAAACUACUGCUCGGAUCUGUUCCUGAAGAUCCAACAGCGAGACCUCAGCCCCGUCACGCUGCUCAAUCCGAACCAUUCUCUAUUAUACACCUGGGACGAUCCAACAGCGCCUCGCCAACUCGUUUGGAACGUUUACAACAACAAAGGCGCCGGAUUCUCCAUAGACAUCACCAAAGAUGGAUAUGGCGAACAAAAAAUCCGACUCCAUAGCGUAGAGGCUUCUUACGCCUCAUCGAGCAGCGACGACGACGAUUCAGACAGCUCGGAAGCAUCUCCACGGUCUCUAGCCAACAAAACGCGCAAGCACAAGCUCCUGAUCUACUGGUCGUGUUAUCGCGAAGGGCUCCAACGCACCAUCUUGUUCACCCAACACUCCACCACCCACAACUCGGCCAUCGGCCAGUUCGUGGAGAAGUGCCACCUGGAGGGUUUGUUCGCCCUCUCGGGCGUGGGUUUGUCGAUCUUCACGUCCGAAAGCGACGCCAAAGAGCACGUCUACGCCGCCGUCAGCGACACGCCGGCCGUCUGGGAGGUGAACGUCGGCAGGAAGUGGAAGACCCUCACGCUGGAGCUCGCCUCCUGGGUGGAGGACAAGUACCGGCUGCACUACAAGAAGUGCCAGCUGAAGGACUACAUCCACAUCGACUUCGAGAAGAUGUACAUGCUGAAGCCGUUCUUCGCCGAGCUGCGGAGGAGCUACAAUCCCGCGGUUUAUUUCCAGUUCAGGAGGUCCGCGCAUCACGCGUACUACGACUUGAGGUUCCAGUACGUGCAAAUCGACAAUAAGCAGAGCAACAACGUGAUUUUCUACCCGUUGUACUCGAGGGGGCUGAAGGAGAACGGGCCGUUCCUGGAGGUGGCCGUGGCGAAGACGCGCUCGCUGGACGUCGAUUUUUACAGGUACGUGAAGUUCGACGUGAAGAAUUUCUUCUUGCACGUGGAGGACGACGUGGUUUUGAAGAUGGCGGAUCUGGCGCGGAAGAGCAAACGGUUCAAGGAGGAAGUGCUGGGGGUGUACGUUAGGGAAGUUAAAAGUAUACAUAAGUCGAUUACAGCAAGAAAUAACGAAACCAUUCGAUGCGCUAAAUCUCCUAUAGAGCACUUAUCAUCUACGAGUUUUGGAAUACAAUUGAAUAUUUCCAAUCGAACUCCGAUGAGUUUCACCGCAGACGGUCGACCUUUCUGUAAACUUUUGGACUAUUUGUUUCCUUAUAAUAUGUCGCCAUAUAUGCCAAUGGAAGGUGUCCAUCACAAAAUCUCGCCCGUCCUGCACGUCGACCUAAACACCACCCUUCCGAACGCAAUGCGCAAUCUAUUCGACCAAAUUUGCACGCAAUUCCUUCAGCAAUACUACUCGCACGUGCUGGGCCUGCAAGUGCUGGUGAACUCGUUCGCCAUUCAACCGACUAUCGAGAUCGACGGGGCGGAGCGGGAUAAAACAGCCGAUGUCCUGCUGUACGCGUCGCGGUGCCUCCUCGGCCACGUGGACAUGUCCCCGGCGGCCGUGGAGGCGUGCGUGGUGGACAUCUUCGCCAACCAGAACAUCGAGAACAUCCAGAGGAUUCGGCGGCACGGGUCCUACCACAAGUCGGAGAUCGUGCCCAAGACGGUGACGAUAUCCAGCAGGAACUUCGUCACCGGCGUGCCGAACGCCUUGGGCCAGUUGAUUGUGACCAACCAAAACGCAGGUCUAAACUGCGACGGGGAGAUGUUCUUCAGGACCACGGGGAAGGCUUUACAGUCGCUGAUUACGCGCCAUCCUGACGACAAGUCCGACAGCGUGGAGGUGGCCAAAGAGGCGUUGAGAAGAGCCUCUAUUUUGGGAGAGCCGAUUAGAAUGCAUCUGAGGUUGACCAGAUACAAAAACAAGCAUUUGGGCCUUCGACCAUUGUCUGUGCACGAUUCGAUAGGUCAAUACCUAAUGGAAACCAUAGGGAAUUCGAGAUACGCCAACGAUACUUAUUGGACUCACGCAGCAUUGGACAAAAUCGGGAAAUCCAUAAUCAUAGUUACUUUAGAGCAUAUAAUCAGGGUGAACAAGUGCCGUUUGUGGGGCCCAUGGGAAAUAGAAUGGGCGGUCGAGUUGGAUGAUAUUAUUGCCAUUCCCAAGAUACAUGGUACAGAUUUAGUACUAAAUUUGAGACAGAAUGAGUCGACAACCGGAAAGCUCCAGCAAAUUAAAAUCGACGGACAGAAGGAGAUGUUGGUUUGGUUAGAUGAGAAAAUCGAACAGGCGAUUUUCCUAAGCAUGGAGGAAAAAUCGUGGGUAUCGAUCGACAACUAAUAAAGAAAUGGUAAUUUUAUAAACAAAAUAAAUAAAGAUGUUUUAUUGUUCAUAAAUGUUUAACUACAUACAAAUGGAUUUGUUGUAUCAAAAUAAAUUUUAUUGGAGUCUAUUCAGUGAAAAUGUUGUGUGUUUUUAUUUUAGAAGAACCAACCUUUUUGAACAAAAAAUUGGAGAUUAAACAAAUAAAUAUCUAUUAUUAAAAAAAUUAUAAUUACUUUAACAAUUCUAUUCAUUAGUUUUUUUCACUUUUACUUUUCUUUUUCCUCCUUUUUCUUUUUGGUUGAACUUCCUCCUCUUCAUCUUCCUCUUCUAUCGAUACUACAUCAUCAACAGCAGGUUCCUGUUCCUCUUCAGGCUCCUCUUCCUCUUCAAGUUCCUCUUCCUCUUCAGCCCCUUCUUCCUCUUCGGGCUCUUCUUCCUUUUCAAGUUCCUCUUUUUUUAGAUUAACUGGCGGAAGAAUAACUAACGAAGUAAGCCGACAAUCAGAGUUUGUUUUGCAAAGUUCCUGCAAAUCUUUAUCAUAAACCUUUAUUUCUCCACCGCUAGACCCCGAGAUUAUCCAUUCAUCGUAACUCACAAGCGCUUUUAUCCUAUCUUUGUGGGCUUUGUAGACUUUCUUCUUUAACGACGACAAUGUCAGUAAGCACAAGUUCCCAUCUUCGUAACCCACCAACAGUUUUUUAUCAUUAUACCAAAUGCAGCUGCUCACUUUUACAUCGUGUUCGAUAACUUGAACCACCCCUCCCGAUUCGAUGCUCCAUAUUUCCGUGUAUUUACCACCGAAUAAAAGAAACCUCACCCCGUCCGCAGCCCACGAAAUCUUACACAAACUCUUGGCAUCCUUGCUUUUGCUUCUCAAGUUUAUAGCGUACGCUUGCCUGCCUUUCACCAAAUUCCACGUGCGAAGUACACAGUCCUCCCCCAAACUCAAAGCGAGCUUGCUCGACUGGUGCACAGCCACGUCUAAUAUCGCAGCGCCCUUGUGGGCCUUGCCCCACAUCUUCUCCACCUGCCAAUUGCCCACUCGAGUAACGGAGAGCACUCCGUUUUGGCUGCCCGAGACCAGGUGAGAGUGGUUCGGGGUGAAUUCCAGGCAAGUCACAGUCGAGUCGUGAUGGGAGAGCAUGAAGUGCUCCUUGCGGUGCUUGAAGUCGUAGAGGAUGAUGCGGUCGUCCGCUGCACCGGAGGCCACGAAAUGGGCUGAUGCAGCGACACAUCGAACGCUCGCUGUGUGGUCGUGCGAAGCGAAACUCUGAACGAGACGUUUGCCCUGUACGAAAAUAAUUUAGUAGUAAUUUA